This is a messenger RNA of Anolis carolinensis (green anole), 6076 nucleotides long. It is a transcript of the gene vdr, whose product is annotated as vitamin D receptor. The coding region runs from base 729 to 2081 and encodes 450 amino acids. Gene Ontology annotation, biological process: negative regulation of transcription by RNA polymerase II; multicellular organism development; cell differentiation. NCBI's taxonomy places the organism in Eukaryota, Metazoa, Chordata, Lepidosauria, Squamata, Anolidae. The record is from RefSeq and is a predicted model, not a curated record. Gene Ontology annotation, cellular component: nucleus. Gene Ontology annotation, molecular function: vitamin D response element binding; nuclear receptor activity; zinc ion binding. The transcript is spliced from 10 exons.
GCAGUGCUCUCCCAAAGCUUUGUAGCCGUGGUGACAGCAACCAGAAAGGCAAGGCGGUUGUCCAUUGGGUCCACACCAGUUUUGGCCCAGCUUUUUUUUUUUCGUGUUAGGAGCAACUUGAGUUGGUUGAGUUGGCCCAGCUGGAUCAUGUAGACUCUGUCCCGUUGCCACUGUAGGAUCUUUGGUCACAUCUAGGGCAGUCUGGGAUAUUGCUAUUCCAGACUAGCUACAGAUUAAGCAUCUAGUGUAGGUAAGUCGUAAACUUGCUCAGAUGCAUGGAGUGAAGUUGUCUUGGGAUAGAUUUUUAUAGGGAGACUGCUUUUCCUCUAGCUGGAUGUUCUUCAUGGACAUGCCUCCUGAGGUCUCCCUGGAAAUUUGUUGUAAAAUGUCCAACUAUAAGUAAAUAGCUGAGUAUUUACAAUGUGAGUUUAAUGGGGCACUGGAGAUAUAGAUGCAGCUAUGUGAGGCAUGUGCCUCAUUUGGUGUAGGAUACCUUUUGUUUGUUUUUGUUAAUGAUUAGAGUAUGACAGGCUAACUAAUUCCAAAGUUAAAAGAUUUUAAACCAAGAAGUCAUAAAGGCAUCUUGAAAGCGUGGUGGUCUUCUUUCCAUCCAAUUAGUGGAUGUUCAAUAUCUGUCCCAGAAAACUGAAUUUUGAACCUCUUUACAUGGGGAUCGACAUGUGACUCAAUAAACUAAAGAAGUGGAAAGGAAAAGGACAUGAGAUUAUAUGGCAAGCGGAACAGGUAGCUCAAUGUCACUGUUUCAGAACCCGUGGGAAUUAUACCAGCCGAGUAUACCAAAUGACUUGGACACGGAAAUGGAGAUCGUGGCACCUUGCCCACCCUUUCCUGAUCCAGCCAGUGACUUCGAUAGAAACAUUCCCCGCAUCUGUGGUGUUUGUGGAGACAAAGCUACUGGGUUUCAUUUUAAUGCUAUGACCUGUGAAGGCUGCAAAGGAUUUUUUAGGAGGAGUAUGAAAAGGAAAGCUAUGUUCACAUGUCCAUUCAAUGGAGACUGUAAAAUCACCAAAGAUAACCGGCGGCACUGCCAGGCUUGUCGGCUGAAGCGCUGCACUGACAUUGGCAUGAUGAAAGAGUUUAUUCUGACAGAUGAAGAGGUCCAGAGGAAAAGAGAGAUGAUAAUGAAAAGAAAGGAGGAGGAAGCCCUGAAAGAGAGCUUAAAGCCCAAAUUGUUGGAGGAGCAACAGCGGAUCAUUGAUAUACUUCUAGAAGCUCAUAAAAAAACCUAUGAUCCCACUUACUCUGAUUUCAACCAGUUUCGGCCUCCAGUCAGAGGUAGCAGAAUGAAAAGUAGAUCUUCCUCUAUUAUGACCCAAGGUUUCUCCUCUUCAGAAGACUCCUUGGAUACCUUCAGCUCUUCUUCCCCAGAACCAAAGAUGUUCUCAAAUCUGGAACUAAGUGAUGACAGCGAUGAAAGUGCAUCCAUGUCCAUUGAUUUAUCACACCUUUCCAUGUUGCCUCACCUGGCUGACCUUGUUAGUUACAGCAUCCAGAAAGUGAUUGGAUUUGCAAAAAUGAUUCCAGGAUUCAAAGAUCUAACAGCAGAGGACCAGAUUGCUUUGUUGAAAUCCAGUGCCAUAGAAGUCAUUAUGCUUCGAUCAAAUCAGUCGUUCUCACUGGAGGAUAUGUCCUGGACCUGUGGCAGCAAUGAUUUCAAAUACAAAAUCAGUGAUGUCACACAAGCUGGCCACAGCCUAGACCUGCUUGAGCCUCUUGUUAAGUUUCAGAUCAGCUUGAAAAAACUCAACCUGCAUGAGGAAGAGCAUGUGCUCCUGAUGGCCAUCUGCAUCCUUUCUCCAGAUCGCCCCGGCGUUCAAGACACCGCUAUGGUGGAGUCCAUCCAGGAUCAUCUUUCUGGAAUCCUGCAGACUUAUAUUCUCUGCCGACACCCGCCUCCCGGCAACCGCCUCCUUUACCCGAAAAUGAUCCAGAAACUUGCAGACCUGAGGAGCCUGAACGAGGAGCAUUCCAAACAGUACCGCUGCCUCUCCUUCCUGCCUGAGCACAGCAUGCAGCUCACUCCACUGGUCCUCGAAGUGUUUGGCAACGAAAUCUCAUGACGUCGUCCUGAGGAUGAAACACACCAGAGUUAAGGAAGGAGUCAGCCUGGCUUCCCACUGGUGGCAAACUGAGAGCUUUGGCCCCAGUGUUGUAUAUUGUCAGCAAGAGUUUUAACCCUAUUUUUUUCCUCCACACUACCAGAGGGACUGCAUUGUUUUUACAUCUUUUGGCCUCAUCCUUUGCAUUGCUGCUGAGCAGCAGUCUGCAAGCGCAUCCCUUCUCUUCUGUCAAUCAAAAACUGAAUAGUUUUCUCACUUGCUGCUUUGCCAAGAUGAAUUGCUUGUUGCUUUCUUCAAUGUUGAACUUUCAAGCCAGCGACUGAAAUGACUGAUCUGUAGGUUAAGAAAGGCAAUGACUGGAUAAGCGCUCCCAGUUAGAAUAGAUGGAAUUUAGGGCUUGAGGGUGAUGGGACUACUGGCAUUGUCAUCAUGCAACAUUAAGAGCUUUUAGUCCAGUGUGAAAAUAAUGUACAGAAAUGGAUCAUUGCUCUUUUCAAUGUAAUAUGCGCCCUUCCUGCCUGCCUUCCCAAGGUUCUUCACUACUAUCAGCCAGAUAAUGAAUUGGAGAGAGCUGGGGGGGGGGGGUUAACAGUUGUGGUGUACACAAACAACUCUAGCACUUUGUUGCACUAAAUAGAUUGAUCAGAAGAGGAUAAUCUCAGUGGAAAUUUUCUCUGAGAAUUGUAAAUAACUAGCCCAUGCCAGUUUCUCAGCAUUGUUUCCCCAGAAGAAAAUGUGCUCAAAACAUGGAUCCCUUGCAGAAUUUCACUCCCAGUUUCAAACACUACCAGUUUAUUUAGAGGAGUUUCUGCUUCCUGCAGUUGCAAUCCAUUUGAAAAGUUUGAGUUGUCAUUUUAGAGCAGACCUUUGGCAGUCUAUGUAUGGCCCUCCAGAUAUUUCUGGGCUUCAGUCCCUCUCAAGCCCAGCCAGCAUAACCAAUGGUUAAGAGAUUAUGGGAGUUGCAACUGGAGAGCCACAAGUUUCCCACCCCUCUUUAGAGUCAAGCAGAAACCAUUUCCUAGCAGGCCAAGCUGACCUACAAGUUGCUGUACAAAGAACUGACAUGUAGAAGUAAUCUUCAGUUCUCUCUCUCCAUGCUGGAGCCGUAAUGUUUGAGUUAGUCCUUAGUCAUACUCAGGGAGGCUGAGACUAAUUUGUUUUUGUGGCCCAUAAGAGGUUUACUGUGAGUUUGAUGACCUCUGGAAAAAUUCAGCACAAGUUGUCACACAUUGUCAAGGGAAGGACUAUAUCACCAAUAUUAAAACACAUGGAAUGGGCAGUUGCUAAUACAUUAGUCUUAAAUUGUACACAGAGCUUUCAGUGGGCCAACAUUUGCUUCUUGCAAGGGUUGGCAACCGUUUGAAUAUUUAUGCAUGAGGAAGGUAAAUUGUCCGUGUAGUGAGAACAAAGCUGCUUACGUGUUGGACAUUUUCUCAUCUCACUUUUCAGAGAUGAUUGCCUGCUCAUAACAUGUGUACUAUUUCACUUCACCAGCAUGCUGUUUUUACAGAAAUGAUUGUGAUAGAUGCAGUUUGCACGCCAUGUAUUGCUUCAGGUGAACACAAAAAGUGUCUUACAGGGAUGAUAAAUUCUAAGGAUACACAAAGGCAUGUUUGGUUUAGCAGACCUGUAGAGUUGUGUCAGGAAAUAUUUGCAUACAUGAAUGGAUCAGGGUGGAGGUUUCAGGGAGAUUUCUUUGUUCAAAAAAAAAAUCUCCCCUUUGAUUGCUAAGUGUCAGUAGGAUGAUAUAAUAGGAAGUGAUUAUUGUGAAAAAGUGCCUUGAGCUUGCUCCAAUGCAGUGAUUCUUUCCCCCUCCCUGCAAAUAAUGAGUAGACAUUUUAGUCUGAAAUUGAUCUAAAUUGCUAGCCUUGGAGGGAUCCCAAUUAAUUUCCCUUUGUACUUCAUUAAGCAUUGGUAUAAAGGUAGCCCACCCACAUGGAGUAAAUCUUGAAGCUUGCUUCUCAGAGCUCUGCCUCUUCAGCUGCUGGAGCACAUUCUAGCAGCAGUGUUUGACUUCUUUGGCAAGAUACACCACCCAUUAGUUCAGUGGUUCUCAAUCUGUUGGUCCCUAGAUGUUUUGGCCUUCAACUCCCAGAAUCCUAACAGCUGGUAAACUGGCUGGGAUUUCUGGGAGUUGUAGGCCAAAACACCUGGGGAUCCAAAGGUUGAAAACCACUGCAUUAGUUUCUAUAGAAAGUAUGGUAGUACAUCAAACAUGCCUCAGUCUUUGUUCUGGCAGCCACUACAGUGGUGGAUGGCCUUACUAUACUCACUAAAGUUGUACAUCUUAAUACUUGUGUCGUGACACUACAUUUGAAAGUGCUACAUAUAUAUCUUGCAGAAGGGAGUCAGCGAAGGUAAUGGGUAAUUUUUUAAAAGUCACAUUAAAUCAUACUAGAGUUAGCUGUCCACAUUUGUGGAUUUAAGUUUUUAUAGAUUUGAUUAUUUGCAGAUUUGGCUAAUACACUCUAAGAAUUUCUAGGUCCUCCGAUGCAAUUCUGUGGUCCAUCUCUGCCAGAAGUUGAUCAUGGAAACAAACUGAAGGACCAAGAGAACAUAUCUUUAGGCAUUAGUAGGUCCUCCAGCGUAGUUCUGUGGUCAGCUUUUGGUAGAAUUGGUGUUUUUUAUUCGUGGUUUUCCCACUUCACUCCCCUAACCCAUACAAAACGAUUUUAUUGAUCAGCCAAUUGACCUUAUCAUAACAAACAAGAUAAGCACAACAUACAGUAUAUAUCAGGUCCAAGUAAAAUUAUAAAUAUACAAGUACAGAUAAAAAGUGUGGAUGGCCAACCUAAUUUUAGGUUUAUACCUCAGAUGUCCUCAUCCCCCCUUACAGUGUAUAUCAAUCGGAUCGAUAUACUGUACUCUGAACUCCUUUUAAAUGCUUUAAACAGGUAAAGGGCAUAACCAACUAGUUAGAAUGUGGUUUUGGCCCCUAACCCAUACAAAAGUGAAAGUCCUACUUUAUUGGUUCCUCUUACCCCUAUAAUGUCAGUACUGAUUGGCAGCAGAUUUCGAGGGAUUCAGGAAGAUUCAUUCAAAGAUGUACUUGGAGACUUGGGUUUGAACCUGGGACUUUGCAUACAAAGCAUGUGCUCUCUCACUGAGCUAUACAUGUCUCUGUGACUCACAGACAAGAAUGUGAGGUUUAGGUCUUUUACAUCGCAGCUUAGGAAGUUUUCCAAGUCUAAUGGGAUGGAGGACCAUAGUUGAGUCUGGUAGCUAAAUCUUAUCAUGGCACAAUGUUGAAAGAGAGGAGAGAAGUCAGCUAUGCGUUCAAGCACUCUGCUAUAUUGGACAUAGUAAUAUUUUAAAAUAAUGAUUACAGCUAUUAAUAGAACACACAUGGCCACUAUAUUUUUCUAAAGAAAUUGAGUGAGUGCUUUGGAUACUUAGCCCAUACAUUAAAUGCGUUAGCAAUGCCUAUGCUGAACAAUUUGCACCAGAUGAUGUGGCUUAAUUAAAUGUGUACAUAGCUAUUUAAUAGAAGUUGACAAUGUUCUGUUAUAUAACACCAAUUAGAUUUUAGACAUUUGAAUCAAAGCUGCUCUUUUUGAGAGAUGCUGGAUUUCCCCCCAACUCUGCACGUGAAUGCCAAACAUAUACAUACAGUAUAUAUAUCUAUAUACAGUGCAAGAGGAGUAGCUUCUUUCCAAAUGUGAAACACAAAUCAUCUCUUGUUUGUUGCCUUGUGUAAUUUAAAUGGCCAUGCAAUGCACUUUAUAUAAAAAAUCAGUGGAAUGAUUUAAAGAGACAAAUCUAUAUUUAAUUAUAGUAGUUCUAAUGAUGAAGAAUUAGAGAUGAUUGCUAUCUUUUUAUUCCUCUGUACAUUUUUGGGCUUUUUUUUUAAUGGAUAAAAGAGAAGAUAUAAUAUAAAAAAAUAAUUCCAGAGCUUUAUUGACAUGAUAAGGAGUGAUUGAAUCCUGUUUUCAUAGUUGUAAGUGUAAUAUGCUCUUACCUUAUUAAUAAACAUGUAUUGCUUUGUGACAACACAA